AUGAUGCCGCCCGCAGAAGAGCCGGCUGCCCGCGCAAGUUGGGUUGACAGGCAGCUGCUUCGGGAACUGCCCAAUGCGUGGCGAGUUGCCUACCUGUUUUUCGCACUGGCGCUCAUGCUCGUGCUCGGCACAGGUUUGAUGAUCAAUCCAGCAACCAUCUCGACCUUCGUAGAUUCUGUGGGAGUAGAUCAGCAGCCAGUGGCGCAGACCUACCUCCCGCUGGUGCUUUUCCCCAUCCUUUUCCUCUACAACUUCCUUUGGGCGGCCCUCCGAAGCCCUCAGCUCCUGGUAGUCGUGGUUUGCACAGUCUACGCCAUAGUUUAUGCAUUCAUUGCGGUGCGGUCGCUCAUGCAGCCCCACAUUGAGCCGUGGCUGGCCUGGAUCCUUUUCUAUGCCACCAACACAAAGUCGGUGCUGUUUCCCGUGAUGCUCUGGAGUGUCAUGAACGACCUCUCCUCGACACAAUAUUCGAAGGUGGCCUACCCUGCUUUGGUCUUUGCCGGCCAAGUCGGCGGCCUUGCAGGCUCCUUGUACGCCACCUUCGUACAUCGCGUCGGAGGAACCUCCGGACUCUUGGUGGUCCAGGCUGCAGCAUUGAUAAUAAUUGCAGCCCUGGUCUGGUUCGCUUGCAGACUAGCGGCAGUGGCCAGCCCAGAGCCUCCCGUGGCCACACUUGAAACUUCCCUUCAGCCGGUGGCCGCUAAUGCAGGCGCAUUGGAAGAGGCCCGCGCGCCACUCACCGGAGCUGCACAGAGGAACUGCUGCCUGCUUGGGCUGCGCGCGGCAACCCGAAAGCUGUGGGAGAGCGUGGAGGGCAUUGCACUGAUCCUCUCCCGCCCCUUCGUUGCCGGAAUCUUCUGGAUUGCUUGCGCUCACCUGGUGCCUCGCGUUAUUCUGGACUAUCAGGGCACGGCCCUCACCAAUGAGCGAUGGCCACGCAAGGUCGACGGCCAUGCAGUGCCGGGAAACAAAGACAAGCAGACCGCCUUCUUUGCCUGGUGUAACGUCGCCAACACCAUUGGAACGGGCUUGCUGUCGAUGUUCGGAGCUUCUUUUGCACAACGAAGGGGAGGGAAACGUGUCAUUGAGGGUUGGCUGGCGUCUGUGGCACAAUUUGACUAUUCACUCACAGGUGGCCGAUUUUUGAAACCUACUAUCCAAGCUUUCUGCAAAUGCAAGCUUAUGCUACGCCCCUGGCAGUGCUGUUGA
Symbiodinium pilosum is the source of this 1209-nucleotide messenger RNA. The record is from the annotation of a GenBank genome assembly. Lineage: Eukaryota; Dinophyceae; Suessiales; Symbiodiniaceae.